GUGCUAGGAUUACAGGCGUGAGCCACUGUGCCUGGCCAGAAAUGCCCUUUCUGACCAGAGUCAAAGUUCCCCCAAUGCCUGGGUAGCCCAGCUUCCCCAUUGGCUCCUGAAAUCCACCCCUUUAGGUUUCCUUUCCCUGCUCAGAAGCUCUGCCAGAGGGGACAUUCCCUGGGAGGCUGAGGGUCACCACGAUACCAUGACAGAGUCUGGCAAGGUAAGGAAGGCACUCGCAGACUGGCUGCCCCUUUGGGGGCCCCUUGGACCUCAGGAGCUCAAACCAGCACAAUUUUGGAGCCAAGGGACUUCACGAGCCUCUCAGAGAGCUCCGAGUCUUGACCUGAGUUGCCCAGAUGCAGGCCUGAGAGAGGAGGCCUGGCAGGAUAGGAAGAAACGGUUGACUCCUCCCGAGCUGGAGCCCACCCAGCAUGUGUUAACACGCGCCUUCAUCCUCUCUCCUCAGCCCAUCCUCUAUUCCUAUUUCCGAAGCUCCUGCUCAUGGAGAGUUCGAAUUGCUCUGGCCUUGAAAGGCAUUGACUAUGAGACGGUGCCCAUCAAUCUCAUAAAGGAUGGGGGCCAACAGUUCUCUAAGGACUUCCAGGCACUGAAUCCCAUGAAGCAGGUGCCAGCCCUGAAGAUUGAUGGAAUCACCAUUCACCAGUCACUGGCCAUCAUUGAGUAUCUAGAGGAGACGCGUCCCACUCCGCGACUUCUGCCUCAGGACCCAAAGAAGAGGGCCAGCGUGCGUAUGAUUUCUGACCUCAUUGCUGGUGGCAUCCAGCCCCUGCAGAACCUGUCUGUCCUGAAGCAAGUGGGAGAGGAGUUCCAGCUGACCUGGGCCCAGAACGCCAUCAUUUCUGGAUUUAACGCCCUGGAGCAGAUCCUACAGAGCACAGCAGGCACAUACUGUGUAGGAGAUGAGGUGACCAUGGCUGAUCUGUGCUUGGUGCCUCAGGUGGCAAAUGCUGAAAGAUUCAAGGUGGAUUGCACCCUCUACCCUACCAUCAGCUCCAUAAACAAGAGGCUGCUGGUCCUGGAGGCCUUCCAGGUGACUCACCCCUGCCGGCAGCCGGAUACACCCACCGAGCUGAGGGCCUAGCUCCCAAAUCCUGCCCCGUUGGCACAGGGCCACAGGAGCAGAAGCUGGGUGGGCUGAAGAGGCCUGGAAACAAGUGAGUUAAUUGAGGAGACAGGAGACGCCAACUCUAGCCCUGGAUCUGCCUUCCUGCUGAAACUUGUUCCCCCUCAGUCCCCUCAUCUGUCAAAUGCAUGUGGGGUUGGGUAGGAAGAUGCUGGGAGCAGCGGGGCAGGAAUACUGUUAUCUAUAUGACGGGGCAGUCGUGAAGCUGAGAUGAGAAUGUGGAUUAAAAUGCCUGGCAUGCUCACCAUAACACCA
Molecule: messenger RNA, 1393 nt
Organism: Macaca mulatta (Rhesus monkey)
Lineage: Eukaryota; Metazoa; Chordata; Mammalia; Primates; Cercopithecidae
Source: RefSeq, a predicted model, not a curated record